Molecule: messenger RNA, 507 nt
Organism: Arabis nemorensis
Lineage: Eukaryota; Viridiplantae; Streptophyta; Magnoliopsida; Brassicales; Brassicaceae
Source: the annotation of a GenBank genome assembly
AUGGCCACGAUGCAUCUCCCUCCGGCGACGCUUUACGCCGGGAAACCCUCCGGUGUCUUAUCUCCGACGACUCCGAACGACGCCCUACUACUCAACAGACCCACCAACCGUAGUUCCGGUCUGGUCCUCCGAUCGUCUUUCUUGCCCAUAUUUUCGAUGAGACCUUUACCCAAAAUGAAAUCUUCUUCUUCUGCUCCCAGAUUCUCCAUGCGUGUCGCCUCCAAGCAAGCCUAUAUCUGCCGUGAUUGUGGGUAUAUUUACAAUGACAAAACUCCAUUCGACAAGUUACCUGAUAAAUAUUUCUGUCCAGUGUGUGGUGCUCCUAAACGCCGGUUUAGACCCUACAUGCCUGAUGUGAGCAAGAACGUCAACGACAAGGAUGUGAGAAAGGCUAGAAAAGCUGAGCUCCAAAGAGACGAAGCCAUUGGGAAGGCGUUGCCCAUUGCAAUUGCGGUUGGAGUUUUAGCUCUCGCAGCUCUUUACUUCUAUGUCAACAAUACAACAUGA